Oryza sativa Japonica Group (Japanese rice) is the source of this 3020-nucleotide messenger RNA. RefSeq lists its product as uncharacterized. NCBI's taxonomy places the organism in Eukaryota, Viridiplantae, Streptophyta, Magnoliopsida, Poales, Poaceae. The record is from RefSeq and is a predicted model, not a curated record.
ACGAGAUCAUCCUUCCCUCCCCCACAUCACUACAUCAGAGCUUGAAGCUCUCUUCUCUCUCUCUACUUGCCAUGUCCGGCCAUGGCUGCCACCACUCGAUCUCUCUUAUCGGAGCAUUGCCGGCCAAGCCCUCGCGCCAAUAUAUUUGCCUCGACGAGGAGAACCCAUUUCACCCCUUUCCCCCAACCCUUCCACCUUGAGUUAAGCCACCACCGCCAGCUCCCAAAUCGGCCGAACCAAGCACUUGCCGCCGGCGUUCCGGUCUCCUCCCUCUCCCUCUCCGCCAGCCACCGCCCUCCCUAGGUGCGUGGCGCUCGGGAACACCACCCACCGACGGCGUCGUCGCCUUCCGCCCGCCGGAGAGCCAGCGCCCCUCCUCUCCUUCUCCUCUGUUGCUCGGCUGGAAAGAGAAGAAAAGAAGAGAGGAAGAAGAAGAUGAGAGGAGAGAGAAAAAGAAAAGAAAAAGAAAGGAAGAUUGACAGUUGUAUCUUCCAAUAUCUCAGGCUUAGUCCGUCAGUGAUCAACUGCAAAGUGCAUACUCGCCAUCAGAUUCCAAGAGCAUUCGCAUCAGACGAUGCCUGGAUGGAUGGUUCGCACGGUGUUCUUGCUCAAUUCGUGGGUAAUCCGGGCGUUGGUAGUAUUCAGCUUCGCAGCGCACGUCACCAUCGUCUUCUUGGCCGGAGUCCGCCGUCGUAGGGCUAUUGGCUUGCCGAUAACCAUCCUGUGGGCGGCGAACCAGCUGGGCCGGUGGGCCGCGACGUACGCACUCAGCAAGCUCGCCCUCGGCAGCACGCCGCAGGAGCUGGAGCUGGUGACGCUCUGGGGGGCUUUCCUGCUGCUCCAUGCCGCUGGUCCGGACAACAUCACCGCCUACUCCUUGGAGGACAAUGUUCUGUCGACGCGCCAGAAGGUAGAAAUGAUCUUGCAGGUAUCAGGAGCAGCAUUUGCCAUGUACAAGAAUAUAGUCAUCAGAAGCGGGUCCGGUACGAUGGUCUGGAUCUCUUCUUUCAUGUUCAUCAUGGGCAUUUUUAAGUAUUGGGAGAGGGCGAAAGCUAUGCAGCUCGCCAACCUAGAAAACUUGCGAAGCUCAAUCAAGAAGAAGAAGGAGACAAGGAGACGACGAAGCUUGAGAAAUAUUAGGCGUCCAAGCAGUUCAAAGCAUGAUAAUGACGAGGAGGCACUGCUGGUUGCUCAUGGCCUGCUCGACAUCACCAAAGGCGCCUUCGUCGAUUCUUCAAUCAACGAGCAUCAAAUCCCUGUCUAUGCUGGCAGGAGACGAGAGAUAUUUCCUAAGAGUGGCUGGGGGAUGAUGUACAAGGUGGUCGACAUGGAGCUCUCCCUCAUGUACGACAUUCUCUACACCAAGGCGGCCAUGGUGCACACCUGGCAUGGCUACGCCAUGCGUGCCGCCUCUCCGUUCGCCACAUCCAUGGCCUUCAUGUUGUUUUGGUUUGACAGCAAGCAAGGUCAGCGGAUGACCGACGUUUUGAUAACCUAUGUCUUGCUGGGAGGUACAGUCCUCCUAGACAUCAUAUGGCUUCUCAGAGCAGUGGCAUCAACAUGGACCUAUUCGUUCCUCAAUGAUAGGCCACACCUGUGGGUUCAUCACGCGUUAUUGUGCUCUGGGAAGUGGCGCCAGCUCCAUCGUUCCAUUGUCUCCCUGGAUCCGUCAUUGAUCCUCGCCAAGGAACCAAGUAGCUACAGGAAGUGGUCUGGAAAAAUUGGGCAGUAUAACUUGUUGCACGAGUGCACUCGUGACAAGGACCAAAGGACCAGGGAAUACUUGAGCUCUGUGGUGAAGAAAGUAGCAUCGGAGGGCAUGUGGAUGGAGUACGAGUACCACAACUUGAGGGGUAUUCAUAUUUCACAGGAUUUCAAGAAGAAAUUGUUGGAUUGUAUUUGGGACUAUAUGUAUUUAGCAUACCCAGUUGAAGACAUGGAGGAGGUGGAGGAGGAGGAGAAGAAGAAGAAAGAGGCGGAGAAGAAGCCAAAACUGCUGAUGAUGCUUCCUGAGCAUCACAAUGUUGAGAACAUUCGGAAAUUGGAAGAAGCUCUGGAUUUUCUUCCUGAAUUUCAGGAGUCCAUUCUUAUCAUGCACAUCGCUACGGAUAUUGUCUUCAUGUAUACUAAAUUUGAACAAAAUGCAGCAUCGUCCAAGUCCAAAGACAAUGUGAAGAUGAUCAAGGCCUUGUCGGAUUACAUGAUGUUCCUCGUCGCGGUGCGACCCACCAUGCUACCUGGUCUUAAGCUGCGCAGCCUGUACGAAGCUACUAAGGAAGCUCUUGCCAAAAUAUGGUCUAAGAAAGAAUCUUCCCGCUGUAGCUCCAGAACAAGACAAAAGUGUCUUGCUAACAUCUUGCGAUGCAUGGAGAACAAAAAGAGAGGGACAAGGCCGGAUAAAUCCGACAACUGGAGGCUAGGCUACAGGACCCGGAACUGGGAACCAGACUAUACAACCGAUCUUUACAACGUUAGUAUUGUUCUGUCAGAUGGGAUUAAACUAGCUGAUCAUUUGCUGCAAUGGCUACAUGGUAAUUGCUGGGUCAAAUUUCCCGAAUGUGAAUACUCUUACGAGGCAAAAUUUGCACAGAUGUUUCCGAAAUUGAGGGAAAUCCUGAACGAGCGGCCGAUGUCCGACCACCCCGAUAAAUGGUCGCAACUGUUGGAACACAUCUUCUUGGAGUGGGUGCGUCUGCUGAUUAACGCGUCCGUCAAGUGUACAAGAGAUUCUCACGCCAAGCAGCUCAGCCGUGGUGGUGAGCUCACCACCAUCGUUUGGAUCCUGGUUGAACACGCUGGCUUAUUCCGCGUUGACCGUCAAAAGAGAUGAAAUUAACUGUUUGUUGCUUCCUACUGAAUCGAGGGGUUCAUAUAUAAGUUGAGACGUCUGUCUUCUCUUGUGGUCUGUACCUGUAAAACUCAAUUUGUAGAUCACAGCGUUCUCAAUUAUAUAUACUAGCCGCCAACCCGUGUCUUGCAGAGGCUAUAUAUCACUUAUAUUAUAAAUACUAAAUUCUGCA